Messenger RNA from Gamsiella multidivaricata, 3087 nucleotides. RefSeq names its product Ppx/GppA phosphatase family-domain-containing protein. Bases 196 to 2964 code for a protein of 922 amino acids. The transcript has a single exon. The record is from RefSeq and is a predicted model, not a curated record. Gene Ontology annotation, biological process: regulation of transcription by RNA polymerase II. Lineage: Eukaryota; Fungi; Mortierellomycota; Mortierellomycetes; Mortierellales; Mortierellaceae.
GGGAGAGAGAGAGCGAGAGGGUAGUAGAAGAUCGACUGCCUGCAGUGGCGUGGUGUAUCGAUGGGCCAUGAAAAUCGCGCACGCUGGACGCAGUGGCAGGGAGAUGGGUGGACGAGCAUCGCAUGUACAUGUAGUCCAUGUCGGCACAGGGGGGCGGUUUGAUAAGCGGCAUCUUUACAUCUUUUGAGCUUUUGAAUGCCCGCCCUGAAGCGGGCCUGGCCUUGUGGCCCUUCUUCCCCCUCAUGCCCAUUCCUCGCAUCCACCCCUCCUCAUUCUCUUUUCCCUCUUCAUCCCUCCUCUCCAUCCCCCCUCUUCUUUGUCUCGAUCCACCAUCCUCACUUAUACCUCUCCCCGUGCCCCACCCUCCUUUUCUUCUUUCUCUGCAAGUCCCCGCGAAGCAAGAGCAACGCAGUCAUGCCUGGAUGUCUCGAUGCCCUCAGGGGCCUCUUCUCCCCCUCCGCCGCCGCCGCCGCCGCCACCAGACGCUCCCCAUCCUCAUCCCUCAAUGGCUCCUCCUCUUCCUCAAGCUCCGGCCUCUCCUCGGGGAUCCACGCACCGCUCGCGAUCAUUGACAUGGGCAGCAACGGUAUCCGCUUCGGCAUCAUCGCCUCAUUCGACCGACAUCUCCCAGUCCUCUACGAAGAACGAGCGGCCAUCUCGCUCUUCGAGGCCCAGUUCUCUUCAGAUCCGGACGAGUCCGAUGGAGACGCAUUCAACAUCAAAGCGGGACCAGCAGAGGUAUCGCCGUCAUCCAAGAAAAAGGGACUUGGACGCAGCUCCUCUAGCAGGAGUGCCGUUCCUGCGGUCACACCCUCGAUCUCGAACGCGAAUACGAUCGCGGCCAUGGCUUCACAGGACGGAGAAGACGAGGCGAACGGUCAUGCGGGCGACGAGAACGAUGACGAUGGCGGUGAUGAUGAUGACCUGGACGAUGAUAAUAGCAGAUACACGGCUGAGGAACAUGAACGCAGGGCCGCCCUCAGGAGAACCUUGGUCACGUUCGAGGAUAAUGAUCUGACGAUCGCGGUCGGUCCUGGACCGAGACCUACGGCUGUGGACUCCAAGGUCAAAACCGGCGGCCCUUCGUCUGCAUCCUCGGAGCGCAGACCGAUUAGCGAAAAGGUCAUUGAUGAAGUCGUGAGGACGUUUGAGCGGUGGCAGGCGCUUUGUCGCCAGGCCAAUGUCCGGACCGUCCGUGUCAUUGCCACCGAGGCCACAAGGACAGCACCCAACUCUGAGCAGUUCCAGGCGAGGAUCAAGGCCGCGACGGGUUGGUCGGUCGAGUUGCUCUCAAAGGCUCAGGAGGCCAAUAUCGGUGCCCUCGGCGUCAUGGCGUCCUAUCAUACCGUCCAAGGAUUGUUCAUGGACCUGGGCGGUGGAUCUGUGCAGCUGAACUAUAUCAUUCGAGGACCCAAUGAUGGACAGGGUAAGAGUAGCCCCAACGCGCAGUCGUGGCCAUAUGGAGCAGCAGCACUCUCGAGACGACUGAAUAAUUGCGGACAUGACAAGGCGGCCCGAGAGGCGAUCUUUGACGAAAUGGUCUCGGCGUUCAAGCAUGGACUUAAGGAUAUCAACAUCCCACCCGAGGUUAAUGGACGUGAGGGCGGAUAUCGGAUGUAUCUCUCUGGGGGCGGUUUCCGCGCGCUGGGAUACCUGCUGAUGGCCAGGAAGAUGAAGAACGGCAAGGACGAGAAACGAUACCCGAUCCCGGUUAUUAACGGGUACAUGGCGUCUAAAAAGGAGCUGACCAAGGUUGUUGAUGAGUACCGACACUUGGCUCCCGAGGAGGUCAAGACAUGUUUCAGGGUCUCGAAGCGACGUGCGAAAUUAAUCCCUGCCUGCGCGACACUCAUGGCUGCGGUCAUGAAGGCGAUCGAGAUCAAGGAUGUCCUGUUCUCGGAAGGCGGCGUUCGUCAGGGAGGAUGCUUUGGGAUGUUGUCGAGGGAGAUCCAGAAUAGGGACCCCGCUUAUGAGACCGUCCAGAGUUUUGUCCGGGCCUAUGGUGGAGGACAACCUGCACUGCAUGAUUCAGAUCUGCAGUCUCUCUUCUCGUUCGUGUCGUCGGCUUUGCCAGCGGACUUUGCGGAACGCUGUCGGCUCGCAUCAUCCUCCUCUACCUCCUCAGAAACGGCGGCGACGAACGGGGACAGCCAUGGCACGCUUUCUCCUAAACAUGCGGCAGAGCUGCAGCUCUUUAUCGACAGUCUGCCACGGUUGGUUCCACUCCUGGUCAUGGUCAUGAACUGCUACAACCAGCUGCCCAAGGAAGCCCGGUCCACGGCUGCUUGGCAGCUCUUCUUACCUGGAGGUGCGCUCGCGAACUGCUACGGGCUGACUCACAGCGACCGCGCUAUUCUCGCCACAGUGCUCUCUGAACGCCACGAGGGCGAUCUCGCCGACCCGCAUACUGGUGAUGUGGUCAAGGAACUGAUCCCUGGUGGUAAAGUCGCGCACCAGGCUGUAAAAUACCUUGGCAAGAUCCUGGCGCUUGCAGGUCUCUGUUCUCCGAUGCCGGGCAUGGCGACCUUGUUGCUGGGCCAUGGCGGUGUACCCAAACAUAGUGGGCGCAUCUUUUUCGAGCAAUCGCCUAUUGUGAACCAGCCCUCGAUCGGAGAGAGUAGUAGUAACCACAGGAACAGACGUGAUCCGGACAGGACUCGUGUGGGAGGAGAGCUAUCGACGGACGAGUCGGACAAUGAAGAUGAGGAAGGAGGCGAGCGAGGAGCAGAUAAGGAGAUCGUAGUCUUGCAGGCGGGUCUGUUGCCGGGGGGUGCGGUCGCACAUAGCGGGGUUGUGGUCAAGGUUGCUAAGGGACACCCGCUGCUGAUGUCGCCGAAUGUUCAGGAGGCGGUCAAGGCGUUGGCCGAGGCUGCGGCGAAGACACAUGGGUUCACAGCAUCACUUGUGGCGAAGGAUGAGGAGCCGAAUCAUCUGAACAAGGGCAAAGGCGUGCAUCAUGGCUAGUAAAACUCCCUCCCCCUCUCCACUCAUAACUGAAAGAUGAUUUAAAAUAAAUAUGGGAGAUGGUAUUAGAUCGUUGGUCGGAUCAAAUUUGGAACCCCUCUCAACGACGGUUCUGCUAUAGGG